AUGAUCCAAUCCCUACCAAGCCAGAUGGAGAAGGACUAUCUUGAACCUCAGGUCGUCGCAGCCAUUCAUCAACUGUGGCAAGACCCAGGUGUCCGGAAAUGUUUUGAGCGCAGUCGGGAGUACCAGUUAAACAACUCUGCGGCCUACUAUUUUGAUUCAAUUGACCGAAUUGAACAGCCUCAUUACGUCCCAGAUGAUCAGGACAUACUGCAGAAGCGAGAGGAAGAAAUGGAUUCACUGCUUUGGAAACAUGACGGCCAUCAUUUUUUGGUGACGCUCAGCGAGUACAACCAGAUGCUCUAUGAGGACAACUCGGUGAACAGAAUGCAGGAAUCCCUCAACCUAUUUGAUUCAAUCUGCAACUCAAGAUGGUUAAUCAUGAUCCCGGAAGUGAUCAAAUUCAUCCGCCAGCUCCAGUCCUAA
Molecule: messenger RNA, 423 nt
Organism: Puccinia triticina
Lineage: Eukaryota; Fungi; Basidiomycota; Pucciniomycetes; Pucciniales; Pucciniaceae
Exons: 4
Coding region: 1-423 (140 amino acids)
Biological process (GO): G protein-coupled receptor signaling pathway
Cellular component (GO): heterotrimeric G-protein complex
Molecular function (GO): GTPase activity; G protein-coupled receptor binding; guanyl nucleotide binding
Source: RefSeq, a predicted model, not a curated record